Molecule: messenger RNA, 1497 nt
Organism: Drepanopeziza brunnea f. sp. 'multigermtubi' MB_m1
Lineage: Eukaryota; Fungi; Ascomycota; Leotiomycetes; Helotiales; Drepanopezizaceae
Biological process (GO): regulation of DNA-templated transcription; chromatin remodeling
Cellular component (GO): nucleus; chromatin
Source: RefSeq, a predicted model, not a curated record
AUGUCACUGACCUUCGACCACAGUUAUGUUCAAGAAUAUAAUUUUCUGGCUGCGAUGAAUCCGAUAAUUAGGAACGGCGAAGAAGCAUCGAGCUCUUUCACACCUGAGGAGCUCGCAUACUACGGUUCAUCGACGAUUGCAUACAAUAAUUCGAUGCCCGUCACCAUCAAUCAGAACUCCUCACCGGCGCCUGAGAAGAGCGAGCGUCGCGUUCCACAUCGCUCCCGAACCCAAGCUCCUCGACAGAAGACUCCCCAUUCUAAGGCCAUGUCUUACCAAGGUAAUGAUCUUGUCGCUGAGGCAGGUGAGCUCUCAAAUACGGUGUCAUGGCACGAGGCCCAUCCCAAGUUUGUCAUUGUCCUCGUUGGCCCUGAGGAGAUCCCCUUCGGUCUGCAACAGAACCUCCUAUGUGCCCAAUCUCCCUUUUAUCGAGACCUAUUUGAAAAUAACGCCACUGAGAGACAAAUUGAAUCCAUCGUCAAGCUCCCAGAUACCACGGUAGAUGUCUUUGGCUGCUUCCAGAACUUUGUCUACACUGGCAAGGUCUAUGAUGAGGUACACGGCAAAGAGAUUCCGGAUUACCCUCUUCUCAUGGGCUUGUGGAAGCUAGCUACAAAGUUGAGAAUGGCUCCGCUUCGUGUCGCCAUUUUGGAGACUAUGACUGAGCGUCGUCAAUUGACUUCUUGUAACCCUGGCACACCCCUCCUCAUCCAAGCUUGGCAAGACACUCAGGAGGGUAGCGGUCUUCGGAAUAUGCUUAUCAAAUGGUCUGCAGAGCACAUGCGAGCAUCUCCCGAAGCACGCAAGGCAUUCGCCUCAUCCCUCCCUCAUGAAAUUCUCAGCGAGCUUGUCAUCGUCAUGAGUGAGCUUCCCGCUCCAGCUUAUACACCUCAAGGUCCAGGAAAGAAACCUCUCGUGCAAUCAGACCAACCCGCAGAAAUAGACCCUGACCCUCCUCGCCCACCUAAACGCAGCCGCAAAACAGAUGUUGGUCCCAGUACCGCCGCCGCUGCCACUGGCCCGAAUGACUUACAUGAAGCCAAACCAGUCGUCAAGAAGCAAAGCCGUCGCUCCGAGCCUAUUCGCGGCAAGGGUAAGGCCGCCGUCGAAGUCCUUUCCUUGUCUCCUGAAGAGGAUCUCGAGUGCUGCCGCGCCUUGAUCACCCGCAUGGUCUUCGGCCCCGGAUACUGGACACGCCUCGUCAAGGCCUUCAGACAUCCGGUCGAUCCUGUCCUUGAGAACGUGCCCAACUACCUGGAGGUUAUCAAGAAGCCGAUGGACCUGACCACAAUCAAGGGCAAGAUGGAUCGAGAUGAGUAUACCACCGCGGGUGAGUUCGAGAGCGACAUUCGCCAGAUCUUCAGCAACUGUUAUGAGUUCUGGAAGGAGGGUGACCCUGUCUACAUCCAAGGCCAGAAAUUAGAGAACAAAUUCAACACGCAGUGGAAUUUGAGACACAAGUACUUGAACGACGUCAAGGCUGAGGCGGUUGAGUGA